GCGCUUGGGGCAAUGACGCAGCUCAUGAGGUUCUAACCGAGGCGCGUCUAUUGCUGGUUGAAAACUAUUUCCAAACCCCCUCUUAGGCCUGGGCUUGUCCCUGGCCUUGGAGAAUUUCUGGAAGGGCUCCCUUCGGGGUAAAGCCCUACAAUAUCUAGUAUAAGCCUGAGCUAACGCUAGUGGUAAUAAAAUGGUUCCAAUUAUUCGCGACUUUCCUGGGCCAAAUAAUGUUCUGCAUUGAAUGAUCCACUGGAUGUCCAAAUGGUCUGUUUCCCAUAUAAAUGAAGUCUCAGUUGAAUACUUCUGAUUUUACUAGACAGCUAUUCUAGUCACCAGGGGCGGCGAAGACAGGCCCCAAAAUGCUUUUCAAAGUCAAGCUUACUGAAUACGUUAUUUCAACUCGGCAUACAACGGAUAUAAAGAUGACCCAGUACUACCAGCCAAGUAGAAAGCAAUUUGACCAAAGAUCAACAGACAAGUAAGAGAAAGGUUUGGAGCUUUUUAAAAUAUUUGAUUUGUUAUAAAUCUACGAUGGAGAUGCCUUUUUCAACCCAUCAAAAGCGUACGCUGCUGCACUACAGAACUGGAACCCAAAAAAAGACUAUAUGCCAGAUAUCUUUCAACAGAUGUACGCUAAGAUAUGUUCAGAAAAUCAUCAGAACAAGAAGCGCAAGUGCAUGUCAUCGUUUGGAGAAAGCAAAACCAGAAAGAGCAAAUCAAAACCCCCUUUCAGCUGCAGAGAUGUCAGGCUUCGAAUGACACGAGAGAAAAAGAUAGAGGGUGAAAAGAAAAACCAGUGUAUAAAUAAAUAAUGAACAUAGCCGGUGUAAUUUAAUAACCCCAUUAGGACCUUAUUCUUGAUUGGUUGGCCACUCCAAAUCCCCAGAAAAAGCCGAUUUUGUGUAAUCCUUACUUGCUCAAGCGUCCAAAGACCCCGUUUCUUUAAUUUCACCUUUUUUUUUCUGCCCCUUCCUUAAUUGUAAUCUUAUCAUUCUUCUCUUUGUCAUUAUCCUCCAUAAAGUAGAACUAGUAUUCCCUCUCGCACUUUCUGUUUCUUUCGACUGGUUUCUCCGGUGACCACCAUUAAUGGACAGUGGCAGCAAAACAACUCCGUCUUCCGUGAAAGCCAAGGGUCGAAAUGGGGUUGUUGAGAAGAAAGAGUACCCGGAUUCUCUAACCUCUCAUGAGGAAGUUGUUAAGGACCCGAUCGUUUUCUGGGAUACUCUCAGGCGCUUUCAUUUCAUCAUGGGCACCAAGUUCAUGAUUCCUGUGAUUGGAGGAAAGGAGCUAGAUUUACAUGUUCUGUAUGUAGAAGCCACCAAAAGGGGUGGUUAUGAGAAGGUAGUUUCAGAGAAGAAAUGGAGGGAAGUGGGCAGUGUUUUCAAGUUCUCUCCAACGACGACGAGUGCAUCUUUCGUGCUUAGAAAACACUACUUCAGCCUUCUUUACCAUUACGAACAGGUUCAUUUUUUUAAGAUGAAGGGUCCUCUCAACACUCCUACAGUUGCAUCUCCUGUCAACGACCCUUCAUGCAGGCCUGAACUGGCUCUCGUGGAAUAUUCCCCUCAACCGAUAAGAGAAUCCCCAGAUCCACUUAUUGAAGGAACUUCCUGUUUCUCAGUUACGGGAACGAUCGAAGGGAAGUUCGAUUGUGGUUAUCUGAUAUCUGUGAGGUUGGGUUCCGAGGUUCUUAGUGGAGUGCUUUACCAUCCACAACAGCCAGUUUCUGAAUAUAGCAAUGCCAUUGUCCCAUACAAGCAAGUUCGCAGCGCUCGCCAUUCAAGGAGGAGGAGAAGCAGAAGGGCCGGGGACCCCAGCUAUCCAAAACCGAAUCGGAGUGGUUAUAACUUUUUCUUUGCUGAAAAGCAUUAUAAACUCAAAUCACUGUACCCCAACAGAGAGAGGGAGUUCACUAAAAUGAUAGGAGAGUCUUGGAACAGUCUCAGCCCAGAAGAAAGGAUGUUAUUUUGUGUAGGUGUACCAGAACAUUGGAUUGAAAGACAAGGAAAGAUACAGGAGAGAAUUGAAAGAGUACAAAGAGAGACUGAAGCUGAGGCAGGAGGGUGGGGAAGUUGACAAACCUCAUUACUAAAAGGGCUAUGUAAAUAAUUAUAACAACUGCUUGCUAUAUAUUGGAUGGCUUGCCUCCUAUAGAUGUUUUAGCUUUAUAAAUAAUCUUUUUUAUAUAUAUGGAAGACUUGCAUUCUAAUCUCUACGCUUCUGAUUUGCUGCGUUCAGAAGCGAUGUGGGAUUAAGGAUUUGGUUUAUUUUAUUUAUGCUA
This is a messenger RNA of Gossypium raimondii (Peruvian cotton), 2281 nucleotides long. Its product is annotated as high mobility group B protein 9. The coding region runs from base 1087 to 2076 and encodes 329 amino acids. The record is from RefSeq and is a predicted model, not a curated record. Gene Ontology annotation, molecular function: DNA binding. NCBI's taxonomy places the organism in Eukaryota, Viridiplantae, Streptophyta, Magnoliopsida, Malvales, Malvaceae. The transcript has 7 exons.